AUGUCGUUCCUGGACGUGUCGGAAGAGAUGAAGGAGGGCAGGGUGACCAUGCGCUCUUGCACGGGCGACCUGCCCGACUUCUACUACGCGCUGAAGCUGGGAGAGGAGAUCGCCCCCUACUUCGUGCUGCAGGGCGUUUCGGGGGACGAGCUCGACGCGGUGCUGCCCGAUGGCUCGCGGUCGCCUGGAAGCGGCGCCUACGCCGGGGAGAAGGUGGCUCUCAUGGGCUUCUCGUGGGCGUGCUGGAUGGCUCAGACGACGAUGGAGGACAUCUUCAACGCGGGGCCGCAGGCUGGGUUGCCGUCGCUGUCGGAGGGUCAGCGUCUCGCCGAGGGCGGUCCUCUGUCCCAGUUCAGCCGGGAGGCGCCCGCGGCUCACUACGAGUACAUCGACGACUUCGGCUUCAUCGGGCGGGACUACCCUGCGCGGCUGGAUCCCAGGAGGUUGCGACGGGAACUGGUGAUGGCUGCGGGCUUCAAGGUUCACAAGGAUGCGUGCUCCUCAGCAGCUCGCAUGAUCGGGGGCGACUUCGAGGGUGCCUGGUUGGCCUCGAACCAGGACAGGAUGUGGCUCGCAGUCCUCGGCAUCCAGGAGACCCUGACCCGCAAGUGGGAGUUGCCCGACGUGAUCGCGCGGAUCGUGGGCAUCAUGUCCUGGGGGUUCUUGAUCUGCCGAGGGGCGCUGAAUAUUUUUUCGGAGGUCCACUCGUGGUGCAUGGAGUUUCGCGGUGGGCCCAGGCGCGAGGCGCCGCGGGAGGUGCUGAGAGAGCUGGCAGCCACGGCGGCUGUCGUCCCUCUGAUCGCGGUCGACUUGGCGAUGCCCUGGGACCCCACCGUGAUGAUGUUCGAUGCCAGUCUGCACGGAGGGGCCAUCAUUGCCACCUCGAGUACGGUGGGGGAGCAGCGUCGAGAAGCUCGGUGCGCUGUGCGAGGAGGCUGGGCGGCGUGGACUGGCAUCUCCCCUUCGUGGGUUGCGGAUUCCUGGUGCGAGGGCGAGGCGUUCAGGCGCGUGGGCGACGACGUGGAGUUGGGCACGCGCGUUCGAAUUCCGCCUGUGCACGAGUGCUGGGACGACGUCGCCCGAUGGAGGGAGGCGGCGCGCUGGCGCUGGGAGGAGAAGGAGCGCAUCAACUUGCUGGAGAUGCGCGCCGGCGUGGCAGCGGCGAGGCAUUCAGCUCGCAGUCGGGCGAGCUGGUGGAAGAGGCACUUGUGGAUCACGGACUCGAUGGUUUGCCUCGGCGGCUUCAGCAAGGGCAGGUCCGCGAGUCGUCCGAUCCUUAUUCUCUGCCGCAGGGUGGCUGCCCUCGACCUCGGCCGCGGCAUGCGCGAGUACUGCCAGACCCCGAAUGAGCGGGAGACGGACGAGCAGGUGUUGCCAGAGGUGGCGCUGAAUAUCGAAGCGCUGGCCGACAUCGCUCAGUUGGGCCCGUUCCAGCCGCUCAGGAUCGAGGUCUCGGUCCCGGUUACGGCGCUGCGCUUCGUCCACCUCUGCAGCGGGCACACGCGGGCGGGGGGCCUGGAGGACUGGCUGCUCAGGAUCGCGGCGUUGCGGGGCUACCUGGCGAAGUUCGACCUAACAGACAAGGUCAACGUGAGGAGGCUGGAGCUGCUGGCGGAAAUGGAGACCGACGGCGGGCAUUCUGGCCCCUCUUGUUCUACCUGGUCGCAUGUGCGAUUCCAGCCUGGAGGUCACCCGCCGCUUCACCUACGGCAUCAGCUUCGGGGUCGACCGGGUCUGCGGGGAGACGACGCGAGGAAGGUGGAGCUUGGGAACGCGCAGUUGUUGAACAGCCUGAGGAUCCUGAAGCCCAUUGCCCUCGAGGGGGGCUCCAUAUCGGUCGAGCGCCCUGCCGACCCCAGCUGUCCGCCCUCCCCGUCGAUCUUUAUCACGAAGGAUCUGACGGACUGGGGGGCCGAGGUUGGAUGGGUGACCUUCCCGCAGUGCAUGUGGGGCUGUCCGGCGCUCAAGAUGUCGACGCUCGCGGGAACGGCCUGUGCGAUGCAGCGGUUCGAGCGCCCAUGCGAGCACUCGCGGCGCGGCGCGAGCCUCUGUGGGAAGGACGCCAGCGGCCGUUUUCGGACGAGAGCGUCGCAGGCCUACCCGUCGGAGUUCUGCCGCAUGCUGGCGGAGUGCCACGUGGAUGCGAAGCUGGCCAUGCAGGAGAGACGGGAGGCCGACCUGACCGAGUGGGAGUUCGGGGUCAGGUGCUGGGUGGACGAGUACUGCCUCUUCGUUGGGCGCGUGUCUCGGGGGCUGCAGGCCCCUUCGGCUUGCGUCCGCCGAUCGUGGCGGUGCGAGGCCGGCCGCGUCGGGAGGACCUGGGCGCUGUACUGCGUGCUCGGACUCGCCCUGCUCCCGUUCUCGGUCUCCACCAAGACAGCGCUAAGUUGCUACGUGCCCAACGUACGGCGUUUCUUGGACUUCGCCCUGGAGUGGAACCUGCCGAUGAUGAACCGGGAGGAGAUUGACGACUCGGAUCUAUGCUACCUGGACUGCCUGGUGGAGGACGAGGUGGGCCCGCAUCGGGGUGACUUUGUGGUGCAUGGGCUCGCCUACGUGUGGCCAGAGCUGUCGUCGGGACUGCCGAGGUCAAAUCGAGCCCUGCGUGCCUUGCACCGACUACACGUGGCAGGAGAAGGUGGGCCGCAACUGCUCGAGUUGUGGGCCGUGCUGGACGAGGCCAUGAGGUUGGCCGGGAACCAGGAGGCUGCCGAUGCCGCCGAAGUCGCCCUCGACGCCUACCUCAGGUCCGCGGAGCUGUUCGGCCUGCGAGCUGCUGACGUCGUGAUCGACGUCGACCCGGCGGGCGAGCAGGUCGUGGCCCCUCGGCUCGUAGUGCCCGAGCGCGGCGAGCGGACGAAGACGGGCAUGAGGCAGGGCGUGCUGAUCGACCGCGCGCACGUGGCCGACAUGCUCGUGCGGAGGAAGGCCGAGAGGGCGCCGGCGGACGGGGUCUUCGCCUGCUCGGUGGACGCCUACCGCCGUGCCCUGAGGUGGGCCUGCGACGACGUCGGCGUCGAGCGCUUCCCGCCGCACGUCGCCAGGCACUCGGGGCCGAGCCACGACGCGGCGACCGGCUACAGGACGGUGUGGGCCAUUCAGCGGCGCGGGCGAUGGGCGAGCGAGAAAAGCGUGCUCAGGUACAUGAAGACACACGCUCUGGUGGCUGCUCGUGCCGCGCUACCGUCCGACGUGAUCGAGCGGGGCGCCAGAUUGAUGAUGAAGAAGGGCGCCUACCCGCUGAAGGCCAGAGAGUGA
Prorocentrum cordatum is the source of this 3258-nucleotide messenger RNA. The record is from the annotation of a GenBank genome assembly. NCBI's taxonomy places the organism in Eukaryota, Dinophyceae, Prorocentrales, Prorocentraceae.